GCCAAUCAGAGGGUUCGUUCCUAUCUAAACCCAAACUGGUUUCCGUGAUCUUUUUAACCUUUAUAGCCCGAGUGGGUCAUGAAGCCUUAUAUAAUCUCUCUCGGUUUGCUGGAGAUUUUGAUCUUGAAAGGGACCUGGGCAGGUUCUCAUUCUAUGAGGUAUUUCUCCACGGCCAUGUCCCGGCUGGAUCUCAGAGAGCCACGCUUCUUCUCCGUGGGCUACGUGGACGAUCAGCAGUUUGUGCGCUUCGACAGCUACAGCGAGAGUCAGAGGAUGGAGCCCCGGGCGGCCUGGAUGGACAAGGUGGACCAGGACUACUGGGAACGGGAGACACAGAUGUCCAGGAAAGCAGCACAGAGCUACUGUGUGGGCCUAGAGAACCUGCGCAGCUACUACAACCAGAGUGAGACAGGGGUUCAUAUCAUCCAGCACAUGUAUGGCUGCGAGAUUUUUCCCAAUGGCAGCUUCAAGAGUGGAUUUGAACAAUAUGCCUACGAUGGGAAAGACUACAUCUGCCUGAACUCAGAAACCUAUUCGUGGACAGCCAUAGAUCCCCAGGCUGUGAAUUCCAAGCGCAAGUGGGAAGAGAGGAGUAUCUCUGAGAAAGAGAAAGCUUAUCUGGAAGAGACCUGUGUGUUGUGGCUGCACAAGCAUCUGGAGAAUGGGAAAGAGCUUCUGCUGAGAACAGACCCCCCUUCUGUCAGAGUGAGCCGGCACAGCGGCCCAGACGGGGAGGUGAGCCUGCGGUGCCGGGCCCAGGGCUUCUACCCUGCCGAGAUCUCCCUGACGUGGCUGCGGGAUGGCGAGGAGCAGCUCCAGGACACGGAGUUCAUUGAGACCAGGCCGGGGGGAGAUGGCACCUUCCAGAAGUGGGCCGCUGUGGCCAUGGCCCCGGGCCAGGAGGACAGAUACAGCUGCCGGGUUCAGCACGAGGCCCUGGCCCAGCCCCUCAGCCUGAGAUGGGAGCCCGAGGCCCCCUCCGUGUGGGUCAUUGUGGGGGUCACUGCUGGGGUCCUGGUCCUUCUGGUCACUGCAGUGGUGGCUGGAGCUGUGAUCCUGAGGAGAAGGAAUUCAGGUGGAAAAGGAGGAGCGUAUGUUCCAGCUGCAGACAAGGACAGUUCCCAGGGCUCAGACGUGUCUCUCAUAGCCACAGGUGAGGCUCUGGGAGUCCUGGAGCUAGAGGGGGGCUGGGGAGGGGGGACAAAGCAGAGGACCAGCAGGGGAGAGAUUCAGGGAGAAGGUGGGUUGGGGAGGAGGCUCCAGGCCACACGUGACUUGGAGGAUCUCCUUUAAUCUGUCUCUUUUUUCUGCAUCUUGAGAGAAUCUCCUUGUGCAGAGCUGAGGAAAAAUCCUGGAGAUAUUCAAGGCUGCGUUUCCUGUCUUGUUUUCCUGUUGACCUCUGGCCUCUCUCCUCAUCAUUGGCCCCUGGGAUCAUUACUAUAAUCUAGUGAUCCAACCCCAGGAAGAAUCAUCCAUGCCCUUACCCUGUUAUCUAAGAUUUCCCCCUGCCUUCUUUCUGCUUUUCUCAGUUUGCAGGGAAACAACCAGCACUGAGGGCCAGAUGGGGCUAGAAAUGAGCCCUCCUUCAUGUUGGAUGCUGUUCUGUGAUUUUUCUCUAUUGUAAAAAAUGCAUCAUGAAGUAUUUUUCUUGAAUCUUUAACUUUUCCUCCAUUUACAGAGACAAACCAAGUUUGGGGCCUAAGAAAUUAGGCAAAGGUCCAAACUUUGUAAAUAAUGUGCACAUUCCAAUCCUUAGACCUAGAAUAUCUCCCCUAUCCCAGUAGACUAAAUAUCUUAGGAAGUGUCACAGAUGGAGGUACCAUCUCACACUUAGCAGAUUGGCUAGCAUGACAAUUUUUAGGUGGAAUAGCACUAAUGGUAAAACAUCUGUCCAUUUUUAGUGUGUUUCUGCACAGAGUUUGCCAACCAGUGCCUUAAUAUCUUUGUUUAAUGGUUCCACUUGGCCUGCACUGGCUGGAUGGUAUAUUGUGUGAUAGUUUCCUUCUAUUCCCAAAUUUUUAUACACUUCUUGUAAGAUGUUAUGUGUGAAGUUGCAGUGAACCUUUCAUGACUUCAUGGAAUGGAAUUCCUCUUCCCAGGUGUUUGGGACAUACCAUUCCUGCUGAGUACGCCAAAACACAGUAAUCUCAGUUCAAGGCUGCAUGAACAGUUCCAAGAUCUCCUGGGAACGGGUUAACUCCCCUGUUCACAUUCUGGGGAGGAUAGAUUGUGUCUCUCGAGAAGAGCUUUAAAUCUGGUGUUCUGCUUACAAUAAACGUUCAUUAUCCCUCUUUGAUAA
Messenger RNA from Monodelphis domestica (gray short-tailed opossum), 2299 nucleotides. NCBI's taxonomy places the organism in Eukaryota, Metazoa, Chordata, Mammalia, Didelphimorphia, Didelphidae. The record is from RefSeq and is a predicted model, not a curated record.